Penicillium malachiteum is the source of this 600-nucleotide messenger RNA. Its product is annotated as NOPCHAP1/New4 family protein. Gene Ontology annotation, biological process: box C/D snoRNP assembly. Lineage: Eukaryota; Fungi; Ascomycota; Eurotiomycetes; Eurotiales; Aspergillaceae. The record is from RefSeq and is a predicted model, not a curated record. The coding region runs from base 1 to 600 and encodes 199 amino acids. The transcript has 2 exons.
AUGACAUCCAACGCUACGAGCACAACUCUGCCUAUCCGGGGCUCAGCACCAGCCUCAGCCCCCAAAGAUGAGGAUUCCGACUACACCUCAUCAUCCGGCUCCUCCUGCGACAGCUCAAGCGAAGACGACUCAUCAGAGGAUGAGAAUGGAAGCAUUCAUCAUGAGAACAGGACUUCCUCAUCUGCUACGUCUUCAUCAAUACCGCAUGUUCAUGGGCGCCCGAAGCCACGGAUACGGAAGAUGGAAGGAAAUUCUGAGCUACUGGCACGAUUGUCUGCAUUCUUGCCAAAGAUGAAGAGUGCCAAUGAGGAUUUGGAGAAAGAGAUUGCGGAAGGGAGGGGUAAGGAUGUUGUUUUGGAUGAGGUAGACGAUGGCAAGGAUUAUAUUGAAAUGAAUCUUGGAUUGGGUGUUUUGGAGGAAAAGCGUGGCGAAAAUGGAGAUUCCAGUGGAGAUGAAAGAGACCAUGAGGGUAUGGAUGGAGUAAAAUCCGAUAAAAAGAGCAACAUGGAUGAAGAUUCUGAUAUUUUGGGUAAAUUGAUGGGUCACGGUGGAAAGGAUUUAGAUGCUGAUAAGCCGUCUAUUGAGGAUUUGGGUCAAUAG